GGAAAGAGGAGGAAGUCAGGAAGCUGCUUGGUGACAGCUAGCCGUAUCAAAGAAAAUCACUGUAGGAGAAAAAAAGGCCGGGUUGCGCUUUAUCUACACUCCUGUUUUUUGCACGGUAUAUAAGACCUAAACCGCCACCGACAUGUCGAAAAACACCGUGUCCGCCCGCUUCAGACGAGUGGACGUGGACGAAUACGACGAGAACAAAUUUGUGGACGAGGAGGACGGAGGGGAAAACCAGCUGGGUCCUGACGAGGCAGAGGUGGACUCCCUCAUCAGACAAGGAAACCUCGUGGAGGCUUUACAUGCAGUUCUGAAGAACCCUCCAAUCAACACUAAGAACCAGAAUGUCAAGGAGCGAGCUGAGGGUUUGGUGCUGAAGGUCCUCAGCGCCUUUAAAAGCAGCGACAUUGAGAAAGGAGUCCAAUCCCUGGAUAAGAACGGCGUAGACCUGCUGAUGAAAUACAUCUACAAAGGUUUCGAGAGGCCGUCAGAAAACAGCAGCGCCGUCCUGCUGCAGUGGCAUGAAAAGGCUCUGGCAGCUGGAGGAGUGGGCAGCAUCGUCAGGGUCCUCACAGCGAGGAAGACGGUCUAAAAGAAGCAGUUCUCUCCACAUCACUGACGGAUACAGGAGGACUGCAUCAGCACUGAACUGUUCAUGUAAUCUAACAGACCGCACAGGGACUGAAAAGGAAAAAACUCAGUCUUUUUAACCCCAUGUUACCUCAGUGUCCUGCUGCAUUUCAGGCUAGGCUCAAAAAGGAAGCGCAGAUCUGGGUUACACUUGGUUAUAAAAGAGGGUUUUCUUCUUUGUUUCUGUGCAUGAUCACAGCCUACUAAACCAUACUCCUCACAGGGUGCUACAGACAACUCUUCACCUCAUACGUCUGUGCUCCCCCCACUUCCAAUGACAUUUAUAUUCUCAGAACCUACAGCAGUAUUCACAGAUCCACUCCUGAAAGUUUCAGGACAGCCUGCAUCAGAACUCUGAGUUGCUUUUUCAUGUCCCUCACAGUGGGGAGUUUUCCCUGUCUGAUGGGAGGGAAAGACACUGUGGAAACACAAGAUAGCAGACACUAAAAUGACCGUUUUUAUUCGUAUAUAUCAGUGCGAUAUUAAGACAACUCCACAGUGUCAACAAAUGAGUAGAAAAGGACAGUAGUAAAGGGUAUGAAGCAGCUUCAUUACACGCAUAAAAAUUGCACUUGUCCUGUGAUUUAAACAUCAUCCGAACCUACACACUUGAAGUGAAUUUACCUGAAUAUUUUUAUCUGUUUCAAACAUCAGCUCAUCUCAGCUUGACACUGAAGUAGUACUGGAGGGUUUGCUAGGAAAAUUCCAAGUGAAAACAGGGACCUCACAGCAAAAAAAUCAGGAUAUUUUCAGGAUUUUAAUGCAUGUGUGAAAACAUCAGAAUAGAAUGCAGGGAGAGCAGAGGGGUUAAAAAAGAAACAAUUUUUUUCAACCAAAUUUAAGACUUUGCUUGAACUACAUUAGCCAAUGCAUCUCAUUCCUCAAAAUUAAUUAGAAGAAUGGAAGGAAAAUAUGCAGCAGAUUUGCCACUAGACCACCUCCGUUUCCACGAUCAAAAGCCAAAAAGAGAUGCAAGCUGCUGCUGUGCACCAAAGCUUCACACUCGUGUGCACAAACACAACCAGCAUGACUCCAGGCAGCGUGUCCUCCGCUUUCCUCCUCACAAACAGGGUUUGAUUCUCUCUAAGUUUGUUCUCCAUCACUCUCUCUGCAGCAGAGACUUCAUGAUGGAACCAAAAAUCCUGACUCUGUGUCAGUUAAUCUUCUCGUCGCCGACACGUUAGCAGCAGGAGUCGUCUGAAAAGCACAGUCACAGAUGGAGGCCGCUGGAUUUGCUCAUGGGGGUCACCGCACACCCACGGGAGACAGAGUAGACGUGAGUGGGGGGUUGGUGAAAUCUAUCCAUCCUUUCACACCGCCUGCUGCCCCAGUUAAGGAUUAUUACCCACGAUGCAUCUCCACCACCACUCAUAUUAAUCCCAUUUUACUGUAACUCACAUCCUCUGGAUGUCUGACUCACAUAAGCACCCUCUCAUACUGUACAGGCUGUCUGCUGGUACUCUUUAUACAAGCUUCGUUUUCUUCUCUACCUUCAGGUAAAUCACCCUCAGACUGAAACAAAUAGUUUUUAUUUUGAUAUUUAACAGAAAAAUAAUCUCGGAUUAAACAUCCUCCUCUUGUUUUUGUUUAAUAGUAGUAUUUUCUGCCGCAGUGCAAAAUCCCUUCUUAAUUGAAAUUAAAUUUAAAAAAGAGCAAGCAUGCUUGUCAUGCAGCAGGGACUGGAAUAAAAUAAUGAAAUGGAGAUUUCUGGAAAUAAAGGGGGAAUUUUGUGUGAUUAUAAAAGAAAUAUCAAUGCAUGAUCCCACUUUAGAGAUAAUUUCGUAAGCAUUUCAUACCUGUCUUUUGUAAGUUUUGUCUAUUCUUGAAAAAUCUAGGAUUUUUUUGUAUUGAAUUUGAGUUUAAAUAAGUUUUCAUUCAAAGAAAAUCCUCCUUUUAAAGGUUUGUCUGGCAGAUUAAAGACACACUGUUAUAACCUUUAAUUUCCUUUUCUUUAAUAAUACGAGGAGGAAAACUUGUAAAGUUUUAUCUGCCUUAUCGGGUAGAUCAUGUCUGUUGCCAAAUGCUUUAUUUUGUUUCAUGAAAAUUAUGUAAGAUAAGUUUAGGAUUUAGUUUCCCGUGUGUAUUAGAGAAUAAUUUUGAAGAUAAAGUGAUGGUGUGUGAAAAAAAAGAGUUUUAAAAGAAGAAAGCAUCUCUCCUUCUGUACAGUCUGAUAAGAGCAGUUCAGCUCAAGCGUAAUGUUUGGUUUGAGUGAAACUUCUCAGUGACUGUUGCUUUUUCUAAAACACAUCACAAGCUUUUGUUUCACUCACAUGGUUCAUCAGUUAAUAUUUAGACAUGGGCGUCCAUGUUUGAAUACUGUCAUCAGUGAUGAUGCAUCCAGACAUUAGAUCCCUUUUUCUAAUGCAGUAACGUCUUAACUUACAUGAAAACGUAGGAAAAGAACAGCUCUGUUUCUUUAUCCUCUUCUGCUUCAUGUAUUUCCAGACAGAGAUGCUCUUCUAGCCGAGAAGACGAGGGAGCAUACCAGACUGAUGUACAAACUGCCUUACUCAAUAUUCCUUUUUUAUGUUUGUGCGUUUUUGACAAAAAAAUAAAAGGUAUGAAUGCUGA
Cheilinus undulatus (humphead wrasse) is the source of this 3204-nucleotide messenger RNA. It is a transcript of the gene arpc5b, whose product is annotated as actin related protein 2/3 complex, subunit 5B. The record is from RefSeq and is a predicted model, not a curated record. Gene Ontology annotation, cellular component: Arp2/3 protein complex; cytoplasm; actin cytoskeleton. Gene Ontology annotation, molecular function: actin filament binding. The coding region runs from base 143 to 595 and encodes 150 amino acids. The transcript is spliced from 4 exons. Gene Ontology annotation, biological process: Arp2/3 complex-mediated actin nucleation; cell migration; regulation of actin filament polymerization. NCBI's taxonomy places the organism in Eukaryota, Metazoa, Chordata, Actinopteri, Labriformes, Labridae.